CAUCAGCUGAGAGCGGCGUUCACGAGCAAGGUAAAGCGGUGCUGGUCUCCUGCGGUGCAACAUGUCAGUCCGCUAUCACAACAAAGUCGUCAUUGUCACUGGAGGAUCCAAAGGGAUUGGCAGGGGGAUUGCCAGAGUAUUUGUGGAGAACGGUGCCAAAGUGGUGUUUUGUGCAAGAGGAGGUGCAGCAGGUGAGGCUCUGGAAGCAGAGCUAAACAAAGCAGGACCAGGCUCAUGUAAAUUUGUCACAUGUGACAUCUCCAAAGAGGAAGACAUCAAGCGACUGAUUGCUGUCACGGUGGAGCAUUACGGACAAAUCGACUGCCUCGUCAACAACGCAGGCUGGCACCCGCCUCAUAAACCCACGGAUGACACCACAGCAGAGGAGUUCAGGGACCUGCUGAAUUUGAACCUCAUCAGCUACUUCUUGGCUUCUAAAUAUGCGCUGCCGUACCUCAGACAGCGUCAGGGGAACAUCAUCAACGUGUCCAGUCUGGUGGCCACCAUCGGCCAGAAAGAUGCUGCACCGUACGUCGCCACCAAGGGGGCGAUCAUUUCCAUGACAAAGGCGAUGGCUGUGGAUGAGAGUCGCUACAAUGUUCGGGUGAACUGCUUUUCUCCAGGUAACGUGCGCACGCCUCUGUGGGAGGAUUUAGCAGGACAGACACCAGAUGCUGCCGCGGCCAUUAAAGCGGGGGAGAACUGUCAGCUGCUGGGUCGCAUGGGGACUGAGACUGAGUGCGGGCUGACCGCCUUAUAUCUGGCCGCUGAUGCUACUUUCUGCACCGGGAUCGACCUGCUGUUCAGUGGAGGGGCUGAACUCAACUACGGCUUCAAGAGUCAGAUCCCAUCCUGACCGUCCUGGUCUGCACGGAGUCCCCGUUGGAUGCGGGACAGCUGGUUUUUUACAGAUGAAUUUGUCUGAUGCAGAUGGUGCAUAUGUUGGAGCGUCCUGUUUACAUUACAAAGACGACUGCUGAAUGCUUAUAAAUACAGGGAAGAUGUUGAAUUCAUAAAAUAAAGUUUAUAUUCAUCACACUGAUUGGCUGAGAUAAGUCAGCUCAUAGUUUGUGGCACCCUGUGUAACCAGACCUGCACCCCUCCCCACUGCUCGACCAAUCAGAAUUAACCUCUUUGACCUUAGGUAACCUCCUCUCUGAGUCUGCCGGCGUCCGCCAAUCAGGUGUUACGGUUUUUUACACGCCUCCAACGACUUCCUGAUUGUAAUAGAUAAUGUUACCAAUCACUGUAACCAGAGCAUUAAAGCGAUUUUGUGGCUGUUUAUUA
Messenger RNA from Acanthopagrus latus (yellowfin seabream), 1287 nucleotides. It is a transcript of the gene hsd17b14, whose product is annotated as hydroxysteroid (17-beta) dehydrogenase 14. NCBI's taxonomy places the organism in Eukaryota, Metazoa, Chordata, Actinopteri, Spariformes, Sparidae. Gene Ontology annotation, molecular function: estradiol 17-beta-dehydrogenase [NAD(P)+] activity. Bases 62 to 856 code for a protein of 264 amino acids. The record is from RefSeq and is a predicted model, not a curated record. Gene Ontology annotation, cellular component: cytosol. The transcript has 9 exons. Gene Ontology annotation, biological process: steroid catabolic process.